Molecule: messenger RNA, 6661 nt
Organism: Solenopsis invicta (red fire ant)
Lineage: Eukaryota; Metazoa; Arthropoda; Insecta; Hymenoptera; Formicidae
Gene: na
Product: sodium leak channel non-selective protein
Exons: 28
Coding region: 1-5238 (1745 amino acids)
Biological process (GO): monoatomic ion transport; transmembrane transport
Cellular component (GO): membrane
Molecular function (GO): monoatomic cation channel activity
Source: RefSeq, a predicted model, not a curated record
AUGAUGUUGGGGCGGAAGCAGAGCCUCAAGGGGGAACCCGUCCUGGCCGAUUAUGGUCCGGAAGAGUCCCUCAAUGAGAGCGCUGACAUAGAGUGGGUCAACAAGUUAUGGGUGAGGAGACUGAUGCGAUUUUGCGCCCUAGUCUCGUUGGCUUCCGUUUGCUUGAACACCCCGAAAACGUUUGAGAAAGUACCGUCCCUUCAAUACGUUACCUUCAUUUGCGAUCUGGUAGUUACAUUUCUGUUCACGGCCGAGAUGAUCGCCAAGAUGCAUAUACGAGGAAUACUGAAGAGGGAUAAGUCUUAUUUAAAAGACCACUGGUGCCAAUUCGACGCGAGUAUGGUAAUCUUCCUCUGGUUAUCUGUGAUUCUGCAAAUGUUUGAGAUGCUGGGUUUCCUUAUAAAGUUUAGUUACGCCUCGAUCAUGCGGGCACCACGACCGUUGAUCAUGAUACGCUUCCUUCGGGUCUUCCUCAAGUUUUCAAUGCCCAAAGCCAGAAUCAAUCAGAUUUUUAAACGCUCGAGCCAACAGAUCUACAACGUAACGCUUUUCUUCCUGUUCUUCAUGUCUCUCUAUGGUCUUUUGGGUGUGCAAUUCUUCGGCGAGCUGAAAAAUCACUGCGUGUUGAACACAACCGAGCCCAAUUACAUCACGAUAAACAGUUUGGCCAUUCCCGACACGUUUUGUUCCACUGAUCCGGAAUCCGGAUAUCAAUGCCCUGAAGGAAUGGUCUGCAUGAAGCUGGAGUUGACCAAGUAUAUCAUAGGCUUCAAUGGAUUUGACGAGUUUGCUACCAGUAUCUUCACUGUGUAUCAAGCGGCUUCUCAGGAAGGAUGGGUCUUCAUUAUGUAUCGUGCGAUCGACAGUCUACCGGCAUGGCGUGCAGUUCUUUACUUCAGCACAAUGAUAUUCUUCCUUGCUUGGUUAGUGAAGAAUGUUUUCAUUGCCGUCAUCACAGAAACUUUUAAUGAAAUCCGAGUUCAGUUCCAACAAAUGUGGGGCGUCAGAGGGCACAUUAGUAACAGUUCGGCAUCGCAGAUAUUAACUGGAGAUGACAAUGGUUGGAAAUUAGUGACAUUAGACGAGAAUAAGCAUGGGGGCCUAGCUUCUCCACUCUGUCACACUAUUCUCAAAUCGCCGCAUUUUCGCUCGGUGGUAAUGUGCGCGAUUCUGGCGAAUGGUAUCACCACCGCGACGAUGAGUUUCAAGCAUGACGAGAAACCAAGACACACGUACUACGACAAUUAUUACUGGGCCGAGAUUGUCUUCACGUUAUUGUUGGACCUAGAAACCCUCUUCAAGAUAUGGUGCCUGGGCUUCCGGAGUUACUUUAAGCAUUCGAUUCACAAAUUCGAACUGCUGCUUGCCAUUGGCACGACUAUACACAUUAUUCCAUUCUUCUAUCUCUCUGGAUUCACUUUCUUUCAGGUUCUCAGAAUGGUCAGACUCAUUAAGGCGUCGCCGAUGUUGGAGGACUUUGUCUACAAGAUUUUUGGUCCCGGUAAGAAGCUCGGCAGCCUUAUUAUUUUUACCAUGUGCCUGUUGGUGAUAUCUUCCAGCAUUUCCAUGCAGCUGUUUUGUUUCCUUUGCGACUUUACCAAAUUCGAAACCUUUCCUGAGGCGUUUAUGUCGAUGUUCCAAAUUUUUACGCAAGAAGCUUGGGUCGACGUGAUGGAUGAAACUAUGUUACGAACCCACGAAACAGUAGCACCGCUGGUCGCAGUAUAUUUUAUCUUGUACCAUCUCUUCGUCACAUUGAUCGUGUUGAGUCUUUUCGUCGCUGUAAUUCUCGACAAUCUCGAGCUAGAUGAAGACAUUAAGAAAUUGAAACAAUUGAAAUUUCGCGAACAAAGUGCCGAGAUAAAAGAGAGCUUGCCGUUUAGAUUGAGAAUUUUUGAAAAAUUCCCAGAUAGUCCGCAGAUGACAUGUCUCCAUAAAGUGCCAUCUGAUUUCAAUUUACCGAAGGUGCGCGAGAGCUUUAUGCGACAAUUUGUGCUUGAAGUGGAGGACGAAGAAAACGAAGGUGCGAAGAGAACUAAUGAAACCUUUGAUUCGAAAAUAAUAUAUAGAAAACAACGCCCAGUGAAAAUCUUAAACAAUCCACCGAAGGUGAGAAGUGUCGUGACCAAUCUGAAGAAAGCGUCUGUCAUUUAUAUCAUAAACGAUUCUAAUAAUCAGAGACUUCUCUUGGGAGACUCCGCCAUGAUUCCAGUACCGGGAAAAGGGCUUUUAAAACCGCAGGGUACUGUGACCAAUGCCAAGCAGCUUCGCAUCGAUCCAAAAAAAUCAAUUAGAAGGAGCGUCCGAAGUGGAUCGAUCAAACUCAAACAGACGUACGAGCAUCUCAUGGAAAACGGUGACAUAGGGGGAAUAAACAGAGUCAGUUCAUCGAGCAGGAGACCGCAUGAUUUAGACAUCAAGUUGCUACAAGCUAAGAGGCAACAGGCAGAGAUGCGAAGAAAUCAACGCGAAGAUGAUUUGCGAGAGAAUCAUCCGUUCUUUGACACGCCUUUGUUCGCGGUACCUCGCGAAAGUAAAUUCCGGAAAUAUUGCCAGCUGUUUGUUUACGCGAGGUACGACGCGAGAUUGAAGGAUCCUUUGACAGGCAAAGAAAGGAAGGUGCAAUACAAGAGUCUACACAAUUUUCUCGGUUUAGUGACCUAUCUCGAUUGGGUGAUGAUAUUUAUCACGACGUUAUCGUGCAUCUCAAUGAUGUUCGAAACGCCAAGAAAGCGCGUGAUGGAAACACCAGCGUUACAGAUCACCGAAUACUGCUUCGUUAUUUGCAUGAGCAUCGAACUUGCAUUAAAGAUCCUGGCGGACGGUCUGUUCUUCACGCCCAAGGCUUAUAUCAAGGACGUUGCCUCUGUGCUAGAUGUCUUUAUUUACAUUGUAAGUCUUGUAUUCUUAUGUUGGAUGCCGAAGAGCGUGCCGCCGAAUUCUGGAGCGCAGCUGCUGAUGAUUUUACGAUGCGUCAGACCGUUAAGAAUCUUCACUCUUGUACCGCAUAUGAGGAAGGUCGUUUACGAACUGUGCAGAGGAUUCAAGGAAAUCUUGCUGGUAUCGACAUUAUUAUUCCUAUUGAUGUUUAUGUUUGCGAGUUACGGAGUGCAACUGUAUGGCGGUCGAUUAGCUAGAUGUAACGAUCCUACGAUCUUGAAACGCGAGGAGUGUGUCGGUGUAUUUAUGAGAAGAGUGUUCGUGACGAAGAUGAAAUUGCGGCCGGGGGAAAACGAGAGUUAUCCGUCCAUAUUGGUACCGCGAGUUUGGGCUAAUCCUAAAAGAUUCAACUUUGAUAAUAUUGGCGAUGCUAUGAUGGCUCUGUUUGAAGUACUUUCUUUUAAAGGCUGGCUUGAUGUGCGGGAUGUCCUUAUUAAGGCUCUUGGCCCUGUUCACGCAAUCUAUAUACACAUUUAUAUUUUCCUCGGUUGUAUGAUCGGCUUGACGUUGUUCGUGGGUGUCGUGAUCGCGAAUUACUCCGAGAACAAAGGCACUGCUUUGCUCACAGUCGAUCAGAGACGAUGGUGCGACUUGAAGAAACGUUUGAAGAUUGCCCAGCCGCUGCACUUACCGCCCAGACCGGACGGCAAGAAAUUCCGGGCUUUCAUCUACGACAUCACGCAAAACAUUUAUUUUAAAAGAUUCAUCGCUGUCAUGGUGCUCGUGAACAGCGCUUUGCUAUGCGUUUCUUGGAGACUCGAAGAAGAACAUACUGAAGCUCUGGCUACGGUUUCCACGAUUCUAACAUUGGUCUUCCUCGUGGAGGUAAUCAUGAAGAACAUUGCUUUUACACCGCGUGGCUAUUGGCAAUCCAGAAGAAAUAGAUACGAUCUACUCGUGACAGUCGUAGGCGUUAUCUGGAUCAUCAUACACUGUACGAUGCAGAAUGAUCUGUCCUACGUGAUUGGAUUCAUGGUUGUGAUUCUGAGAUUCUUCACCAUCACCGGAAAACAUACCACUCUCAAGAUGUUAAUGUUGACAGUUGGUGUAUCCGUCUGCAAAAGUUUCUUUAUCAUAUUUGGCAUGUUUCUCCUCGUUUUCUUCUACGCGCUAGCUGGCUCCAUAAUCUUUGGUACGGUGAAGUACGGUGAAGGCAUAGGAAGACGUGCUAAUUUCGGGUCACCGGUUACCGGCGUAGCGAUGCUUUUUCGCAUAGUGACGGGGGAGGAUUGGAAUAAAAUUAUGCACGAUUGCAUGAUACAACCGCCCUAUUGCACGCCGGCAGAUAAUUACUGGGAAACGGACUGUGGCAAUUUCCACGCUUCUCUAAUUUACUUUUGCACCUUUUACGUCAUCAUCACUUACAUCGUCUUGAAUCUCUUAGUGGCUAUUAUCAUGGAGAACUUUUCUCUAUUCUAUUCAAACGAAGAAGAUGCAUUAUUAUCGUAUGCCGACAUAAGAAACUUCCAGAAUACAUGGAAUGUUGUUGAUAAUCAUCAGAAAGGUGUUAUACCGGUGAAGCGGGUGAAGUUUAUCUUGCGGUUGCUGAAAGGCAGAUUAGAGACUGAUCCACAAAAGGAUCGCCUGCUCUUCAAAUACAUGUGUUACGAAUUGGAACGAUUGCACAAUGGCGAAGAUGUUACGUUCCACGAUGUUAUUAAUAUGUUGUCGUACCGCUCGGUGGACAUAAGAAAAGCACUUCAAUUGGAAGAACUUCUUGCACGAGAAGAAUUCGAGUAUAUAAUCGAAGAGGAGGUGGCUAAGCAAACGAUCAGAACUUGGUUACAGGGCUGCUUGAAGAAAAUACGAGCGAAACAAAACAAUCUUAUCGCCGGGCUUCGUGCUACAAAUAAUGCGGCUGUGCCGCUUCAAGAUAUAGAGAAGGGUAAGGAGGAGAAAGGCAAGGAAAUUAGCGUUGAUCGUGAGGAGGAGGUUGAAGCAAAGGAUGUCGAAGCCCCGAAGUACAGGGCCAAGAAACCGAUGGUGCUUCCAAGAUCGGACAGCAUAGGAAGUGCCUCGGGAAGGAAAUAUUUAGCACCAACUUUAUCGGAUCCCGCAUCCGUUCGAUCCGAGAAGGACAAAAUCGCGGCGUCGAAGAAGAGGAAUAGUAGACCACCAUCAAUGGUGAAAAAUAAUUUGCAUCACUUCACGGAAAAUACAGAGCAAAGCAGACAGCAAAGGGAGGUGUUAAACAACAAGACGGCUGCGCCUAAAGUUUCCAGCGUCAUGCUGGAAGUUCGCGAAUGGUGGAAGGAGCAGUUGGCUUACAGCAGUGAGUCCAGUGAGGACGAACUCUAAACUUUCCGAAAUGGCAGAAGAAUAAACGAUUACAAUCGCAGUAAAUUGUGAAGUGAGGAUUCCUACUUUUAGUAAUUAUAAAAGACGAAUUCUUAGCCUAAGAAUUUUGCAUCCAGCGAAGCGGAUGAUCCAAGGAGAAACGUGGUAUGUGCCUAAUAAUUUUAAUCACUCGCCCAAACUCGAGGAACUUUAACGCGUUGAGCUUCAACUGCAAUUCGCCACCUUCACUGCUGAGAACUAUAUUAAAUAUUUUGCUAUGCCCAAAGCAGUGUGCACAGAGCGAGCUAAAAAUGUUCAAAGCUUUCGUUGCACGUUUCAUGAAGCUCAUCGUGUUAGAAGAAUCGAUUUCCUACCAGAAGAAAAAAGGAGUUAUUGUCGAAACAUAUAUAUAUCAAUCACACAUACAUACAUAUACACACAUAUACACACACACUCGCGACAUUCGUAUCGAAUUCGGAACAUCACUGCCGUAUAUCAACCAAGUCGCCCAUACGAAAAUGCUUGAAUCCUCGAACAUUAAUUUGUUGAAAGAUUUUGAUGUAUGUUUUGAUGAAGAACUUUUCCGUACGUCACACUCGCGUACUGUCAUUCAUGCAUCAUGAUUCAACUAUUUUUAAAACAUCUCGAGGUAACUACAAUUGUACGUAAUUUUGUACGACACGAAGUUGAUCAUCGCGCGAGUAAUAGCUACAGUCGAUUAUGGUGUUAUUAAGGGCAACUGUGAGUACAAUUAGUAUAGGACGCGAUUCGUCGUAGAUAUUUUUGUCGUGAAGAGGGUACUGUUUCUGUGUAAAGAAAACGUUAGGACGUUGCAGAUCGUCGAUUCUUUCCUCCUUACAACAAGAAUACGUCCCGAAGGCCUGUACCGUAGAUCUACACGAUUGAUUUGAUAUUGACAGUUGUAAAAGUUUUAGCGCGCGCGAUCGUUGAUGUUAUAUUAUCUCUGUUAUUAAUUACUACAGUAACGCUGUUACGGGUGUCGCUUUAGUGAAAAGAGGGUUGUGCACAGUCGAGAGAAUUACUUGGCGGAGGGCAUAAGUUAUUUUGAAAUGCGCGAUUGCGUCAGCUCUCCUAUAUUGUGUAUGUUGAACAUACGAGAGAUAUUAAAUGGAGCAUUUAUAUUAAAUAUAUAUGACUGUCGUAAGUUUUUGUAAUGCGACGCGAUGUGCGAGUACGUCGUAAGUAAAUUUGUGAGAUGAACCUUUAGCGGGACGCGAUUGAUGUUAGCGCAAUAAUACGCAUACGCACACACGCACGAUGAAUAUUAUGCAUAUACAUAUAUAUUUACAAAAGCGGAAAAACGGAUUUAGCGUUGUGGGCCGCAUUACAUCACUGUAAUGAAUGUUGAUGAUUGUUGCUAGUUUAUGUGCCAAUGUGUUGUCUUAUCAAGUAUAGGGCAAAUAAAUGUUGUUAGAUAUCAUUA